GGGAGACCAGCCCAGCCCUCCCCGGAUCCAGGCGUCACCCCAGUACCACCUUACGUAUUCAACACUGAGCUGCAGCUUGCUGCAAGCAGGGUUGCACGUGCGACUUCUUGGUUCGCAUCGAAAGGGUUCGCCAAAGCUUCGUUUCCCUCCCGAGAGCUCUCUCGGGACUAAGACGGCGUGCCUUCCGUCCGCUCCCAAAGCCCGAUGACGCCGGCUCUGUGGAUUUUCCCCUCUCUUUCUUGGCCAGCCAGGUGGAUAGAGGGCCUCUCUCGCUAAAUAGCCCGAAGUCCCCCUUGUUACCAUCCCUACUCUCGUUCUCUCCCAAUUCCUAGAGGGUUGUUUUGUUUGUACCUAGUCAAGGUGACCACCACGUGUCGAGAGUUACACCAUGGCGUUCCGAGAUCUUGCGAUCGCGGCACUCGCCGGUCUCAUCCCAAGCGCUUCGGCGCUGUACAUCAAUGGCUCCGUCACAGCACCGUGCGACUCGCCGUUAUACUGCCAGGGAGAAAUCCUGAAGGCCAUCGAGUUAGCCCGGCCGUUCUCAGAUUCCAAGACAUUCGUGGAUAUGCCAACGAUCAAGCCGCUGGACGAAGUGAUUGCAGCCUUUAGCCGGUUGGGUCAGCCAUUGUCCAAUAAUUCGGAGCUCACUGCCUUCCUGGCUGAGAACUUCGCCCCAGCCGGCGGCGAGCUCGAGGAGGUGCCUACCAGCGAGCUCGAGACGGAUCCGAGCUUCCUCGACAAGCUCGAAAAUGUCGACAUUAAAGAGUUCGUCGGGAAGGUGAUCGACAUCUGGCCCGACCUGACCAGGCGCUAUGCCGGCGCGGGCAACUGCUCUGAGUGCGCCAACAGCUUCAUCCCGGUGAACCGUACGUUCGUCGUGGCUGGUGGCCGCUUCCGCGAGCCCUACUACUGGGACUCGUAUUGGAUUCUCGAGGGCCUGCUGCGCACCGGGGGUGCAUUCACCCAGAUCUCCAAGAACAUGAUCGAGAACUUCCUCGACUUUGUGGAGACGAUUGGCUUCGUUCCCAACGGCGCCAGGAUUUACUACUUGAACAGGUCUCAGCCUCCUCUUUUGACGCUGAUGGUCAAGACCUACGUCGACUAUACCAACGACACCAGCAUUCUGGAGAGGGCCCUGCCACUGCUGGUCAAGGAGCACGAGUUCUGGACCAACAACCGGACCGUGUCCAUCACCGCCACCGACGGCAAGGAGUACACUUUGAAUAGAUACUCCGUCAACAACAACCAGCCGCGCCCCGAGUCGUACCGGGAAGACUAUGUCACGGCCACGAACACGUCCUACUACGCGGAGUCGGGUAUCAUAUAUCCCGUCAAGACCCCUCUCAACGAGACGGAAAAGGCCGAGCUGUACUCCAACCUGGCUAGCGGCGCCGAGUCCGGCUGGGACUACACGGCCCGGUGGCUUCGAACCCCCAACGAUGCGGCGAGAGACGUCUACUUCCCCCUCCGCUCGCUCAACGUCCGCAGCAUAGUAUCCGUCGACCUCAACUCGAUUCUCUACCAAAACGAGGUGAUCAUCUCCGAGUACCUCGAGCAAGCCGGCAACUCCUCCGAGGCGAAGCGCUUCGCGGAUGCCGCCGAGCAGCGCAGCGAGGCCAUGUACGCGCUCAUGUGGAAUGCCACGCACUGGUCCUACUUCGACUACAACCUCACCGACAAUUCGCAGCGUGUCUUCGUCCCCGAAGACGCCGACACCGCGCCCAGCGACCAAACCGCCGCCCCGCCCGGCCAGCAGGUCCUGUUCGACAUCGCGCAGCUGUACCCCUUCUGGACAGGCGCAGCCCCCGCCAGCCUCAAGGCCAACCCGCUCGCCGUGCAGAACGCCUACGCGCGCGUGGCGCGCCUACUCGACACCAAAGCGGGCGCCAUCGCCGCGACCAACUUCCGCACGGGGCAGCAGUGGGACCAGCCGAACGUGUGGCCACCCCUCCAACACAUCCUGAUGAAGGGCCUGCUCAACACGCCCGCGACGUUCGGCACGGAGGACCCCGCCUACGCCCACACGCAGGACCUCGCCCUGCGGCUCGCCCAGCGCUACCUGGACUCGACCUUCUGCACGUGGUACGCGACGGGCGGCUCGACCAGCGCCACGCCCCAGCUGCAGGGCGCCGCCCCGGGCGCCAGGGGAACCAUGUUUGAAAAGUACGCCGACGACGCUACCAACGUCGCCGGCGGCGGCGGCGAGUACGAGGUCGUCGAGGGCUUUGGCUGGACCAACGGCGUCCUGAUCUGGGCGGCUGACGUCUUUGGCGACCGCCUCGCUCGCCCGGACUGUGGUGACAUCACCGCGGCGCAUACCCAUUCUAGCGAGAAGCGGGCUGUAUCUGACGAUGUGGCUGGUGUUGCUGGGGUGCGGCGUGGGAGGAGGGCGGUGGAGCUGGAUCCGUGGGAUGCCGCGUGGACGAAGAUGUUUGGGCGGAGGAAGUUGAAAUAGAGAGAUAGAGAGAGGGUGGGUGGGUGGAAGCGGUGGUUGAAUUGAGCGGAGUUGAGUGGGUUGGUUGGUGAUAAUGGUGUUCAAGACUGGAGGGAUAUAUUCCUACCUAUAGUAGUGGCCUUAGUGUUUAGUACCGGCGAGCCUGGGUGGUCUGGAGCUGCGCCUAUGCGUGGCUUCGAAGCUGCCUGGGUGGGUUGCGUCGCAUCCGUAUGAUACCUACCUAAUGAAUGACCUUGGCUUUUG
Messenger RNA from Chaetomium fimeti, 2698 nucleotides. RefSeq names its product glycoside hydrolase family 37 protein. Gene Ontology annotation, molecular function: alpha,alpha-trehalase activity. Gene Ontology annotation, biological process: trehalose catabolic process. NCBI's taxonomy places the organism in Eukaryota, Fungi, Ascomycota, Sordariomycetes, Sordariales, Chaetomiaceae. The coding region runs from base 389 to 2455 and encodes 688 amino acids. The transcript is spliced from 3 exons. The record is from RefSeq and is a predicted model, not a curated record.